UCUCCCACCCGUCACUCCAGACCGGCUUUCGCUGCCCUCGACUGAACCGCCUGUCAGCCCUGUAUCUGUUGCCAGCCAGUCAGCCUUCUUUGUGUCUGUCCUAUCCUGAGUACCUGCUCUCCUCCAGGCGCGUGAGCAGCCAGCGUAUCGCCUCGGUGGUAGGUGGCUUGCUGCUCGCCAGCCUGUCGUACUUGCUAUUCACAAGCGAAUAAACGUGUCCAAUAAGCUGGCUAGCUAGUUAGCUGGAGUAGAGCUUUAGCUUUGAAUUCGUAGCUCUGAGUGUGAAGGGAGACCGGAAUCUCGAACCGGACGAACAGUAGUGAGGUAUUUGCUGUCCAUUAACGCGCGGCGGUGGUCGGCGGUUGCCGCCCUGCAACUGGGUGUAACUCGCUUAAUUCUCUCCGGGAAGCCGGUCGGAUAACAAUCGAUCCGUCCAGGUGGUAACGGUAGCUUCGGCUGCAGCCAUUCCUCAUCGCGUACGAUACGUGCUGUGUGCGCCGCCUUCAUUGUAGUGACCCGCGGAUAGUCCUUCGCAUCGAAGUUGUGUUUAACACGCCUAGACUUGCUGUAGCUGCUGUGCACCUGCUUUUUGUGGUCAUAAAGCCAGACGAAAAUACAAAAAGUCAAGAGACAAAAGGAGGAAACAGUUCAAGAUGUUUGCCGGUUUCAGCUUAAAGCCUACGAUGCCGUCGACAGGCAGCUUCUCGCAGCACCUCCACUCUGGCUAUUUCCUACCAACGCUACGGGUGUGGCAGCAAAGCAGCACACAGCUACGUCCCGAGAACCUUAUGUGGCCCUUAUUCAUCACUGACUCACCAGACGCCGAAGAGUCGAUACCCAGUAUGCCUGGAGUCUACCGAUACGGCGUCAACAAAAUAGCGGAUGCGAUCCGCCCUGUCUAUGAAUUAGGCCUCAAAUCGGUUCUGCUGUUUGGUGUCGUGGGCUUUGAGGGGAAGGACACAGAGGCGUCGCUCAGUUCAGAUCCUGACCGAAAUCCAGUUCAUGGUGCAAUUCGCGUUAUUCGGUCAAGUUUUCCUGAUCUGGUGGUCGCUUGCGAUGUGUGCCUUUGCGCUUAUACGUCGCAUGGACACUGCGGAAUCUUGUCUCAACAGACAGGUGUUAUCGACAUGGAGAAAUCUGAUCAGAGGUUAGCUCAAAUGGCGCUAAGCUUUGCGAGGGCUGGAGCACACGUCGUGGCUCCCAGCGAUAUGAUGGAUGGCCGUAUUCUAGCGAUAAAGGACGCCUUAUUCAAGGCUCAGCUGGGUAACACGGUGUCGGUGCUUAGCUACUCGGCAAAGUUUGCUUCCUGUUUUUAUGGACCAUUCCGGGACGCGGCGAAAAGUGCGCCAGCUUUGGGCGACCGUAAGAGCUACCAAUUGCCACCUGGAGCCAAUGGAUUAGCAAUGCGGGCUGUGCAAAGGGAUAUUGAACAGGGUGCCGAUAUGAUUAUGGUUAAACCCGGUAUGCCAUACCUAGACCUAAUUCGUCAGCUCAAGGACAAGUUUCCCCACUAUCCUAUGUUUGCAUAUCAGGUGUGCCGAGAGGUCUUGGGUCUGCGGCGCGACAUUUUCCUAAAAAAACCGUUUCUCGCGGCACUCCUAGAUUUUUCGAUAUUCAAGCCCGGCGCUGUCGUUAAGCGUCAUAUUAGACGGCUGACUGCCAUCACGAAACGAAAUGUGUCUACACCCGGAUUCGAACCUCGACCGCCACGUGUCCCGGAGACUAGCGGACAAAUGCGUUGCCCCACGGGGACUAUAUAUUACCCCAUUUUUAUGUACAGUACUUAAACCUUAGGCAUUACUUUAGAUAGCUGACUUCCAGCACCUUUUGUGGCUGUCUGGAGCGUGAUUUGUUAUUGAUCUAAAUCUUCCCUGAUUUCUUUUCACAGGAAUUUGCCACAAUGUCGAAAUGAUACAUGUAGGUAUUUAUUAUCAAAAAAAAAAAAAAAAAAAAAAAAAAAAGCUAAAAUGUAUCUAGCUUCUAGUGAUAUCCCAGCAAUAGAAUAGACAUAUCAAAUAUUUGUGUUCAGUAUAAUAUAUGUAACUAUUUAUUAAAAAGAAAUUGCAAGAAUAUUUAGAAGAUCGCUAAACGUAUGUGAUGUCUCAACUACAGAGUCAAUACAUCAACUAAAAAAAACACAAACUCAUCAUUAAGUGUUUUUUAUAUCAGUAAAACCUGUAGCUAUUUACUAGAAAAAAAAAAAAACAAGGAUGAAAGUACGCAGGUUUUGUUGAAAUCCCGGAACUUGGGUUAAUAUUUAUUUUAUAUGAUCUGUGUAAAAAAAUAUUUAAAAAACGUUAAGCCUUGGGACAUCUUAGAAGGAAAAUAUAUGGAUCAGCUGACUCUAUCAACAGUAACGUCCGUCAAACGAUUCGAUUCACGUAUUUAAUCAAGUGUUGUCCGCCGACCAAAGUAUUCAGGCGCGUUCCAUAAACAGAAUAAAUCAACCAUCAGUAAAAAAGGCCAGUGAUCGUGUCAUAAAAAAGUUUACAUAGCAUGAAGUGUCAAAGUCCCUUAGCGAGCGUGUCAGAAGAGGCUACUGAAAUAACUGCGAAAAGCUAACGAGUUAAGUGGGACGGGUAAGUGCAACGGGAUCGCUAGUGGUUUACUUUAUAGCUUACAUUAGGUUGAAUGCAAUAUCACUGAAUCUGAUUAUUAAAUUAGAUACAAGGCAAAACCUGGUUAGGCGUUCGCCUAGUUGCUUGCUUUUAGUAGACCCUUUAGUGGAAACUGGUUAAGCUGAUUGUCUCCGUGUCAAUAGAACAUCAUUCUGGGAAGAUCCGCGUAACAGUGAAGCUUAUUAAACACAUACUUUUAUAGGGGAAACUUCUUUCCAACUUAUAAUGUAAUGUUAAUCCGCCGCAGUGAUCGGAUUCGACAUUAGCUCGGCGGAGACUCGGACGCUGACCGACGCAACUUAGCACUCAGAACGAUUAGAUCCGACUUCAGUAUGACUAAAGUGCUGCAUCCGAAUUGUGUCGUGUGAAAACGGUCACAAAAGAGACGUUGCGUGCUGGUCAUCUAGUCUAACUACUCUCUAUUAUCAUUUUUUAUUAGCUUUGUAUACCGGUUAUUUGAACGUGGUUUUAAUCAAUGAUCAAGCAGAUCGUCAUGUAAUACUGAACGACUGAAGGCGUUAAAGUUGCAUACCGAAGGGGCAAAUCUAUGCGAUACGUUCGGAGCCUCUAAAUCUACUUGUGAUGCCCAAGUAUGGCAGACAUACAAACCCGCGAAGAAACUGCAAAGUUACUAAAUCAAACAUGCGUUGAAAACUUCAUAGUAUUCAUAUGCAGUACUUCUUUUGGGCCAGAUAUUUGUUGGAAAUAAAUUCGACACAUACGUCAGACUGCAAAAAUGUAUAAAUAAUAAAAGCCAUAAAUUCGAAUACUAGCGACAUGUACCUGGCUUAUUCUAAAAUUAGAUAAUACUCUUCUUGCUUACAUUUUACAUAAAUACUACCUCUUUUGGCCUUAUAAUAUAUUGUAUGAACUAUAUAGGGACUAUGCUGCUAUGUGUUGCACAACUAUAAUAGGUGUGGAAAAGGAGCUCCGCGUUUGCAGACUUUUGGCUUUCUCUGUGUGUGUACGCGUAUAUCUGCGAAAACAGGGAAUAGACUUGAACCGCGUGUUAGAAAACAGCGUUAUUUGUAUUAAGAAAAAAAAUAGUGCUAUGUAUAAACACGUACAGACAAGCGUGAUAUAAUCGAAAAUUGAUAACACAAAAAAUGGUUUAAGUAAAUCUAGUUUAAUAUUUGAGUUAAGAUAUACCCGAAAGCCAUUUUCACUGCCUAAUCAAGGGGAAUCUUAUAUGGGUAGAUAACAAAAAGGUAAACGCUAAAGUUAAAAAACAUUAUACUAAGAAGUACUUGAUUUCGCCAAUGUAGCGCCAAAAGUUAGGAAAUUGUAUAGGCCCCAUGUUUCGCUUG
This is a messenger RNA of Varroa destructor (honeybee mite), 3925 nucleotides long. RefSeq names its product Porphobilinogen synthase (gene Pbgs). Gene Ontology annotation, molecular function: porphobilinogen synthase activity; zinc ion binding. Gene Ontology annotation, cellular component: cytosol. Gene Ontology annotation, biological process: heme biosynthetic process. The record is from RefSeq and is a predicted model, not a curated record. NCBI's taxonomy places the organism in Eukaryota, Metazoa, Arthropoda, Arachnida, Mesostigmata, Varroidae.